Molecule: messenger RNA, 1577 nt
Organism: Nematocida parisii ERTm1
Lineage: Eukaryota; Fungi; Microsporidia
Product: phenylalanyl-tRNA synthetase subunit alpha A
Exons: 1
Coding region: 1-1500 (499 amino acids)
Biological process (GO): phenylalanyl-tRNA aminoacylation
Cellular component (GO): cytosol; phenylalanine-tRNA ligase complex; cytoplasm
Molecular function (GO): tRNA binding; ATP binding; phenylalanine-tRNA ligase activity
Source: RefSeq, a predicted model, not a curated record
AUGACCAUGGAAAAUGUAGAAGAGAAAAUACUGACUGCAUUAAAAAACACAGAAGAAAUAGAAACCACUGGAAUAGAAGGAGAGUAUACAGAAAUAAUAGGGGCAGUUAAGAGGCUAGAAUCAUUUGAGAGGAUUACCAGCAGUCCUGUUCAAAGGGAAGAGAUAGUGACAACAGAAGAGGCUAAGGAUAUUCUACAAUAUGGCUCGGCCGAGUAUAUUAUUUAUUCUAUACUUGAGGCAUCAAUGGGUGAUCAGGAAAUUGUUAAUAAAUUGAAAGAGAGUAAGCAAUUUACAGGAAAAACAGAGAAGGAAAUUCUUGAAUUUAUAAAGAAAGGAAAAAACAACGGGCUUCGUAUGAAAAUACUGAAAAUAGACAAUGGCAAACUAGCAAGAAAUCAAAAUUUUAGCAAGGAUUUAACGAAGCAACAAUUAGAAAGCUUAGGAGAGUUAACACCCCAAGAAAUCACAGAGUUAAAGAAACGAAAGCUUUUAAUUCAGAAGAAAACAACGCACUAUAUCUUAAGAAAAGGCGAGAAAUAUUCUGUAUCUGAAGCUGCAGUGAGUGACAUAACAGUUGAAAUGAUAAAUAAGAUAGAAUUAGCAAGUAAUCUUAAGAAGUACAACUUCAACAUUGUUGCUACUCUUUCAAAGUAUGGCGGAGCACUGCACCCACUGUCAAUGGAAAGGGAGAAGGUGAAGAAUAUAUUUUUACUAAUGGGGUUUGAAGAAAUGGAUGCAGGGAAAUACAUUGAAUCCUCAUUCUGGAAUUUCGAUGCAUUAUUCCAGCCACAGAGACAUCCAGCCAGGAAUGAGCAGGAUACAUUUUUCAUGGCAGACCCAGCGUAUGCAAAGGAUCCAGAAAGUGAGUAUUUAAAGCGCGUGGAGACGGUGCACACUGUGGGUGGCUAUGGAUCUUCUGGAUACAAGGCUCCGUGGAGUGUAGAGGAAUCAAGGAAGAAUGUUCUUAGAACGCACACCACUGCCGUGACAACAAGACUGCUGUACAAAAUAGCACAGGAUAUAGAUUUCAGCAGUGCUACAGCAGAUGACUAUGCCAGAAAGUAUUUUUCAAUUGACAGAGUGUUCAGAAAUGAAACACUUGAUGCCACGCACUUAGCAGAGUUCCAUCAGGUAGAAGGCAUAAUUAUGGGAGUUGGCCUAACAAUCUCGCAUUUAAUGGGGUUCAUGGAAGAGUUCUUUAAGAAGCUAGGAAUAAGCAAGAUAAAGUAUAAGCCGGCGUACAAUCCGUAUACAGAGCCAAGUAUGGAAGUAUUCGGAUAUCAUGAAGAAAUGAAAAGGUGGAUGGAAAUAGGCAACUCUGGUAUGUUUAGGCCAGAAAUGCUUCUUCCAAUGGGGUACCCAGAAGAUGUCCGUGUGAUUGGAUGGGGUAUUUCUUUAGAAAGGCCUGUUAUGAUAGGAAGACAAAUGAAUAAUAUCAGAGAUUUAGUUGGACACAAAGUAGAUCUAUCAUUUAUAAGAAAUGGUUUAUUCCAAGAGUAAUUCAUUAUAUUCAUAGAUUUACUACUCUUAGGUAUAUUCCCAUGGUGUCAGUUAUAAUAAGAAUAAUUAACAAGAAC